Dama dama (fallow deer) is the source of this 1647-nucleotide messenger RNA. It is a transcript of the gene TEX26, whose product is annotated as testis expressed 26. NCBI's taxonomy places the organism in Eukaryota, Metazoa, Chordata, Mammalia, Artiodactyla, Cervidae. The coding region runs from base 844 to 1332 and encodes 162 amino acids. The transcript has 7 exons. The record is from RefSeq and is a predicted model, not a curated record. Gene Ontology annotation, cellular component: cytoplasm.
AAAGUGAAAGUGAAGUCGCUCAGUCAUGUCCAACUCUCUGUGACCCCAUGGACUGUAUGUAGCCUACCAGGCUCCUCCGUCCAUGGGAUUUUCCAGGCAAGAAUACUGGAGUGAGUUACCAUUUCCUUCUCCAGGAGAUCUUCCCAACCCAGAGUUUGAACCAGGGUCUCCCGCAUUGUUGGCAGACGCUUUACCAUCUGAGCCACCAGGGAAGUCUCUAGUUGCCUCAAGGAACCCAAAUUCAAAGGCAAGAAGAGCACUGUACUGCUCACAAUGAAAUGGACCUAUGAGAGCCAUCCAUUUUGAAGCAGAAAUGAAAGACUACAGAAAGGAAUGAAGAUCAGAAGAGCAAUAAGACAAAAGAGCAAUACCAUAGGGUCAUCAGCCGGCCUGGGGAAGUGCUGAGCACCUCGGUGCACCGGGGAUGAGCUGUCAGGAGCCUCCUGCGUCUCCAUGGCGACGCGUCACAAAACAGCCUCCACCGCAGCACCCAGUUGAGCUGGUGGAAAGCGCCCCGCGACGACGGCCUCUUGGAGCAAGAAUGGCAGAGCCUGGGCCGGAAGAUGCGUGUCCUUCUCAAUAUGGCAACAAGAGACGGCCAAUCAGAAAAGUACCAGAAGGCUAGGAUAUACAUAUUCACUUAGUGAUCCUAUUCCUAAUCAAACACAGUACAAUGAUGAGUAUGUCUGGAAAUCAUAUUCUAAAGAGGAUUCAAUCAAUGUUGGGACUUCAAGAGGAAUCAAGAACCACAGAUUUUACCCUAGUCAGGACUUCUUUCUCUGGACACUACCUCAAUCAACAACCUCAGUAAAAAGCUACUUUCCUUGGAAAAUUGCUGCAUCCAUGGAAGAGGUUCGGAAGGCAAUAGGAAAUCAGUUUAUUUCCAUCACAAAGAGAGACUUUGUGGACCGAUCGAAGGAUCCAAAGGAUAAACAGCGUUCUCAGAUGUUUAUGGAAUGGAAAAAGUUAGUUCCCCGACCAGCAGACACAGAAUUUCGAAGGAAUUACCAAAUUCCAGCUAAAAUUCCUGAGUUACAGGAUUUUAGUUUCAAAUAUGGAUGCUACUCAAGCCUACCCAUUGCUUCUCAAGGUCUAGUCCCUUCUGUGCUGUAUAGCCACAUGAGGAGCCAAGAGCGUACGAAGAAGCAGUCCAUUUACCAAAGUGAUUACGGGAAAGCCUACCUAGAUUUCUUGACGAUUCUGAACUCAUUCAGCCCGUCUCAAGUCACAGAGUACCUUCAGGGUGUUUCCUACAAAGAAAGGCAGAUUCUUGAUCGCUUUUUUCGCUCUUACUGUGAUAUGGGCCAAAGAAUGGAUAAAAAAGAAAAAUAGUUCAAAUGAAGAACAUCUGAAAGUAACUGAGUUCUUUUCUCAAUAAUCAAGAAAAAAUAAGAUUCAAAUUGUUCUGAAUUAUAAUUUCAUCAUGACUUUGUGUAAUUUUGUUUUAUUUUUAAACAAUAAAAUCAUUUAAGGCUGAAAAUCAUCACUUGCCUCCCAACCUAUUCCCACUCGAUUUUAACUGUAUCCAGUGAGUUUUGAUAUAAUGUUUUCUCACCAUUCUCUUUUGGACACUUACUUUGUGUCUUCAAUUCUGGUUUCCUCUUUGAACCAGGAAUUAUGUGGAAGAGGUUUCUUAAUUUUUCAAUA